AUGUCGGAAGUGGUCAUUGACGCAGCCACCUUUCACAAAAGAUUGGCUCUCCUCCAGAAGAGCUUGUCGUCCGGCCCAGAAAACUUGGGCGCGCUCCUUUUCUUGGUGGGUGCUAGAGACGAUGAGUCCACAUACAAAAAGUCGAUUGUGGUCCAACUUUGGCUCUUGGGAUACGAGUUCGCACACACUGCCAUUUUCGUGGGCGCCGAGAAAUGUGUGAUCAUCACAAGCGAGGGAAAGGCCAAGCACUUGAAGCAUUUGGCAGCCUCCAUGCCUUCAAACAGUGGGAAGUUGGAGAUCUGGACCAGAACAAAAGACCAGGAACACAACAAAAAGUUGUUCGAGGAUUUGGUCAAGGAAUUGAAGCUGGCCACUGCCGAGUCCGAGAAAAAGAUCGGUACAAUCACGAAGGAUCAGUUCAAGGGCAAAUUCAUAGACGAAUGGACUGAGAUCUCUGGUGCGGCCGAGUUGCCACUCGUGGACGCAGCCGCCGUAGUGUCUCGUGCCAUUGAGUUGAAGGACGCAGAAGAGUUUAAGGCCUCGCUGUUUGCAGCCAAGGCUUCGGUGGUCAUGAUGGACUCCUUUGCCAACGAUAUGAUGGAUAUCGUGGACAAUGAGACAAAAACCACCAACGUGGACAUCUCCGAGAAGCUCGACAAGAAGAUCGACAGCAACAAGUGGUUCACGCGUUCCGAGUUGGGCAAAAAGCUCUUGCUGGCCAACCGUGAGUUCGACCCGGAGCUCUUAGACUGGUGUUACUCACCAAUUGUUCAAAGUGGCGGCGAGUAUGAUUUGAAACCAAGUGCUUACUCUUCGGAGAGCAAGUUUGUAGGCGAUGGUGUCAUUAUCUCGUCAUUGGGUUUGAGAUAUAAGAACUACUGUUCUAACGUCGGUCGUACAUUUUUGAUUGACCCAAGUCCUGCUAUGGACGAGAACUAUACGUUUUUGUUGGAAUUGCAAGAUCAUUUACUGAAGACAUUGCUCAAGGAUUCCAAGCUUGCCAAGGACGUUUACAAGGGUGCCAUUGACUAUAUCGAGGCCAAAAAGCCGGAAUUGGUUUCCCACUUUACAAAGAACGCAGGCUGGUUGACCGGUAUUGAGUUCAGAGACUCUACUCUCGUUUUGAACGGCAAAAAUGAAAGACCAUUAAUUAAUGGCCAAAUUGUAUCCUUAACAAUUGGCUUCAACAACUUGGUCAACGACGCUGCUUCAAACCCCAAGUUGAAGAACUAUGCGUUGCUUCUUACUGACACUUUCAAGAUUACCGAAGGCGAGGCUAUCUCUUUGACAAACUAUCACAAGGCUAGAAGCGAGGUGACAUUUUACUUGAAGAACAUACAAAAGUCCAGUGUUAAGAGAGAAAAUGGCGACAAGAAAAUUAAGUCGGAGAAGGAUGCCACUAUCGAGAAAAAGCUUGCUGUCAACGAGGCCAAUUCAAAGAUUUUGAAAUCCAAGUUGAGAAACGAGAGUCAAGCUGCUGAUGAUACGAAUGCUGAGAAAGUUCGUAACGAAAUUCAAAAGAAGUUGCACGAGAAGAGAGAGCAAGAGGGUUUGGCCAGAUUCUCGAAGGCCGAUGCAGCCGACGAUUCUGAACUUAAACCGAUCUUCAAGAGAUAUGAGUCUUAUGUCAGAGAAUCUCAAAUUCCUAGCAGUGUCAGAGAUUUGAAAAUCCACAUUGACUACAAAAACCACACGAUCAUUUUACCAAUUUGUGGUCGUCCAGUUCCAUUCCACAUUAACUCCUUUAAGAACGGGUCUCAAAAUGAAGAGGGUGACUACACAUACUUACGUUUGAACUUCAACUCGCCUGGUGCAGGUGGAGCUAACUCCAGAAGAACCGAGUUGCCCUACGAAGACUCUCCAGAUCAUCUGUUCGUGAGAUCUAUAACAUUCCGUUCGAAAGACCGCCAGCGGAUGGUAGACGUUUACAAGGCUAUCUUAGAAUUGAAGAAAGAAAGCGUCAAGAGAGAAGCUGAAAAGAAACAGCUUGCUGAUGUGGUAACUCAAGGAAACUUGAUCGAGCUCAAGGGCUCGAGAAUGAAGAAAUUGGAGCAGGUUUUUGUAAGACCAACUCCCGACACGAAAAAGACCGGCGGUGUUUUACAGAUACACGAGAACGGUUUGCGUUACCAAUCAUCCUUCAGAGCUGAUCAGAGAAUUGAUAUUCUUUUCUCCAACAUCAAGCACUUGUUCUUCCAGUCCUGUAAAGAUGAAUUGAUUGUCAUUAUCCACUGUCACUUGAAGAGCCCUAUUAUGAUUGGUAAGAGAAAGACUCACGACGUUCAGUUCUACCGUGAGGCCAGUGAUAUUGCUUUUGAUGAGACCGGUGGUCGUAAGCGUAAGUACAGAUACGGUGACGAAGAUGAAUUGCAACAAGAAGAGGAUGAGAGAAGAAGAAAGGUAUUGUUGGAUAAGGAGUUCAAGACCUUCGCAGAGACUAUCAGCAAAGAAUCUGGCGGAAAGGUGGAUCUAGACCAACCGUUCCGUGAAUUGGGAUUCCAAGGUGUGCCAUUCCGUUCUGCAGUAUUCUGUAUGCCUACCAGAGACUGUUUGAUUUCGCUUAUUGACCCACCAUACUUAGUGGUCACUUUGGAGGAAAUCGAAAUCGCGCACUUGGAGCGUGUUCAAUUCGGAUUGAAAAACUUUGAUAUGGUGUUUGUUUUCAAAGACUUCCUGAAGCCCGUGGUGCAUAUCAACACGAUUCCUAUGGAAUUGUUGGAGGAUGUGAAGAGUUGGUUGACCAAUGUGGACAUUCCACUCAGUGAGGGUCAAAUGAACUUGAACUGGGGAACGCUUAUGAAAACUAUCAAUGCUGACCCAUACACAUUCUUUGCUGACGGAGGCUGGCGCUGUUUGGCUGGUACUGGUGACAGUGACGACGAGGAGUCCGAGGAGGAAGAAUCCGAAUUCGAGGCCUCUGACGAUGAUCCAUCUGACGAAGAGGUCGACAGCGCGGAAGAGAGCGAAGACGCUUACUCUUCUGACGGCUCAGGUAGCGGUAGCGGCAGUGGUGAAGAGGAAGAGAGUGAUCAGGGAGAUGACUGGGACGAACUUGAAAGAAAAGCUGCACGCGAGGACAGUCGGAGAGGUAGAGAGUAG
Molecule: messenger RNA, 3099 nt
Organism: Australozyma saopauloensis
Lineage: Eukaryota; Fungi; Ascomycota; Pichiomycetes; Serinales; Metschnikowiaceae
Gene: CDC68
Product: chromatin-remodeling protein
Exons: 1
Coding region: 1-3099 (1032 amino acids)
Biological process (GO): transcription elongation by RNA polymerase II
Cellular component (GO): FACT complex
Molecular function (GO): nucleosome binding
Source: RefSeq, a predicted model, not a curated record